GUAAAGACAUUUUCGAUCAAAACCUCGAGCUGUCGUUUUUCAGCUGUGUGCUCCGCGGAAAGGCCCGGUGAGAGUUGGCGGUUAUUUACUGAUAUAAACGGUAAUCCGCUGUUUUUGUUAUGCGGGAUAUUUAGCGCUGUGUUCGAGAUAUAGAGAGACGCGGAGGGAGCGGGUCUGGCGGAGCGGAGCUGCGUUGUUUAGCUCGGCUGCUGCAGGAGAGCCGCGGGAGUGUUAUGACAUUCCCUUUGUCUGAAUUAACGGGGCGUUUGGUCGUGUUUUGGUGGUAAACCCGUCGUGUCGCGCGUGUUCUGGGUUUAUUUGGUCGUUAGGUUAGUCCGCUUUACUCGGUCGAGGUUCGCGUGGAGCGGAAUAAUCAGCCAUGUCUCUGCACGGCAAGAGGAAAGAGAUCUAUAAAUACGAGGCGCCAUGGACCGUGUACGCGAUGAACUGGAGCGUCAGACCCGACAAGCGCUUUCGGCUCGCGCUCGGCAGCUUCGUGGAGGAAUACAACAACAAGGUGCAGCUGGUUGGCCUCGAUGAGGAGAGCUCUGAGUUUGUGUGCAGGAACACGUUUGAUCACCCCUAUCCCACCACCAAGAUCAUGUGGAUUCCUGACACUAAGGGGGUCUACCCAGACCUGCUGGCCACGAGUGGAGAUUACCUGAGGAUCUGGAGGGUGAAUGACACAGAGACUCGUCUCGAAUGCCUUCUGAACAACAACAAAAAUUCAGACUUCUGCGCUCCUCUGACUUCUUUUGACUGGAAUGAGGUCGACCCCAAUCUUCUAGGCACUUCCAGUAUCGACACCACCUGUACCAUAUGGGGUCUGGAGACAGGGCAGGUUCUGGGGAGGGUAAACCUGGUAUCUGGUCAUGUCAAGACCCAGCUCAUCGCCCACGACAAAGAGGUGUACGACAUUGCAUUCAGUCGUGCGGGUGGAGGGCGAGACAUGUUUGCGUCUGUUGGAGCAGACGGUUCAGUGCGUAUGUUUGACCUCCGUCACCUGGAGCACAGCACCAUCAUCUACGAAGACCCUCAACACCACCCGCUGCUCCGCCUCUGCUGGAACAAGCAGGACCCCAACUACCUGGCCACCAUGGCCAUGGAUGGCAUGGAGGUGGUCAUUCUUGACGUACGUGUGCCCUGCACGCCGGUGGCCCGACUGAAUAAUCACCGUGCCUGUGUGAAUGGCAUCGCAUGGGCCCCACACUCCUCUUGCCACAUUUGUACUGCAGUAGCGGACGAUCACCAGGCACUCAUCUGGGACAUUCAGCAGAUGCCGCGGGCCAUCGAGGACCCCAUCCUGGCGUACACGGCUGAGGGAGAAAUCAACAACGUGCAGUGGGCGUCCACUCAGCCCGACUGGAUCGCCAUCUGCUAUAACAACUGCUUGGAAAUCCUGCGGGUUUAACAGCGAAGCUGAUACUGGCCCUGAUUCUUCACCAAACGAGAGCAGGGCUAGUGCCAGCGAGAGAGAUGAAGAGGAGGAGGAGGAGGGAGAAGAUAAUAGAGGAGAAGGAGAAGGAGAAGAAGAAGAAAAUGAUGAAGAGGGUGGAGGAGAUGGGGAAGGAGAAGAAGGAGAAGAAGAGGAAGGAGGGAGUGGCUGGUUUCUGUGCUGUUGUAGGGGUCUAGAGGUUGCUGGUGGGUUUGGGUAGGGUGAGUGAGUGAUUAGUGUGUAUGCGUGUGUGUGUGUGGGGGGGGGCGGGGGGGGUUUGUUAAUAGAUGUGUGGUUUUGUUGCAUUUCAUUUAGUUUUGUUUGUCUUUUAUUAUUUUCUGUUGUUAUUUUCGUAUGUUAGACUCACAUCGGGUCCCUUUUCUUCAGUUUGCGAUGUAACUGUUGAUGGCAGGUUCUUAUUUUUGCGAUUAUUGCGAUGAUAUCGAGAUUACGAUGUGUGUAGCAACAUAUCAUCGCAGUGAACACGGCAGACCAGUUUCCAGACCAGUAUAUAUAUGUAUAAAAAGAAAUGCUCUCGAUGUUUCUCAGUGUAAGCACCCUCCGUUUUCAAGUAGAAAAGACUAUAGUUACCCAGCGCCGGCACUGAGAUUACCUUGGAAUGAUGCUUUAUAUUUUAUUAGCUUGUGGCAAAUCUUGAAGUACAAAUCUGCUCAAAUAUGCCAAAACCCUGUUUAAUUUCUGUCUCGCAUCUCAAAACAUGCCAUGUUUUUUUUAAUUUUUUUUUUUUAAACCACGUCAAUGGUAUGCUAUUAUUCAGGUCUGUCAACCACACAUAUAAUGGCUGAAAUUUGCUGCAUUUGAUUGACAGCUGUGAGCAUGCUAAAUAGACUUGAGCUUAGAAAUGUGUAGGGAAUUGUAGUUCAUCCUGACAGUCUGGUCAUCUUAAACUUCAGUUAUUAGCCAAACAUCUUGUAUCCGAAUCAAAAAUAGACUUCUACAAAGUCUAUCGACAAUAUUACUACUACCUUGUUUUUACACUCAUUUACCAUUUCUUUUUUGAGCAUAUAGGAGAACUUUGUAGUUCUAAAGCUAAAGUGAUUGACUGUAGUCCUGUAUCUGUUUCUCUGCAGAUUUUUUAUCCUCUUUUAACCAUGUUCUUCAAUGGUCAGGACCCCACAGAACCACCACAAUGCAGGUUUUAUUUGGGUGGUGCUUUAUUCUGUGUUUGUGUGUGGCGUUCUAGUACAAGUAAGUAUAUCAGACACAGCAGUGCUGCUGACGUUUUUAAACACCUCAGUUUUUUCUCUCCUGAAAACUGUUUAUUUGGGCAAGUAAAGCGUUUCCGUUUAUUUACAAUAAGUUUAGAUAUCCAGAUUUUCACUAACGCUAAAGAUACUUGUAAUGCCGGCGAACUGCUGCACGACAGCGCAACACUGAAGAACCCUGAGUGUUCCAAUAAACCAGCGCGAUAUUAGCUAGCAGUUUGUUCCACGUAGCUAGUUCUACUCCCCUCUGAACGGCCAAAAAGCUAGCGCUUAGCUGGGAAUGCUAAUACUGCUACAGCAGUGCAAAUUAGGGUUAGCAGCAGACUAUAGGCCUGUAAUACUCAUCGUUGAAUGGCGCUAAACGGGUAAUGCCAAUACUGCUGGAGAAACUUCACUGAAACUCUGUAUAAAGCUGCACUUCAGCGCAGCGGAUUUACUGCUCCUUACAACCUGACUGGUAAAAUUCAUACACGAGGCACACCUGAUGAUUUUUGGGGAAAUUAAAGUAUUUUAAGUGGGCCUUAUAGUGCGAAACAUACAGACUAUAAAUUUAAACUAAAGGAUGACCAACACAAACUAUGCAGCUUCUGUCUCUUUACUUUACAUCUACGACAUAGAGACAGGAGUAGGAUGUUAAAAACUCCAGCAGCACUGCUGUGUCUGAUCCGCUGUAGAAGGGAACGACUACAAAGUGAUGGUCAGUGGUGCUUAUCAAAUGGACAAAUGGAGUGUAGAAACAACUGGACUGUGUAACACAAGCCGCUCUUGUCUAUCCAGAAGAAGGAUGGACCAGAAACCAGUCUGGCCUUUUUUAAACGGGUGGUACUUUUAGGGGGAAAAACCCUGAAAAAGUGAGAUUUUUCCAGUCUUUUUUUCCAGAUUUUUCUCACUUGUGUCCUCUCCAAUCUCUUCUCACGCCUCAUCCCUUUCUCUUUUGUUGCCGUUUGGAAGGUCACUCCCUUUCACAGCAUGUUUGUGCUCAAUGUGAGAGAUGUACAUACAUAUAUAAAUAUUAUAAAUAAGCUAGGGCAAUGUUGUGACUCUUUCUUUAGUUCUCCAGAUGAAGUUUGGCGUCUCCGGUCUCGUUGGCUCAGUCCGGGAAACAUUUUGGCUGUGAUGCGAGUUUAUCCUACAUUGUAAUAGUUCUGUGUUGCAGGACAGCUGCAGGUGAAUUUGGUGGAAUGGACGGCUCACGCGAGCUCAUUCUGAUCCAGUCCUAUCUGACAGAGUGCAUAUGUGAUUACAUGUGUGUGCCCAAACGCAGUGUUUUUUCUAAUAAUAAACUUGCAUUGUUCUUCCAGAAAA
This is a messenger RNA of Astyanax mexicanus (Mexican tetra), 3966 nucleotides long. RefSeq names its product ddb1 and cul4 associated factor 7 (gene dcaf7). NCBI's taxonomy places the organism in Eukaryota, Metazoa, Chordata, Actinopteri, Characiformes, Acestrorhamphidae. The transcript has 7 exons. Gene Ontology annotation, molecular function: protein binding. Gene Ontology annotation, cellular component: nucleus. The record is from RefSeq and is a predicted model, not a curated record. Bases 380 to 1411 code for a protein of 343 amino acids.